AUGGCCCUCAUACAGGCUCUCCGUCGGUCCAUCAAGGGCGAUAAGGAAAAGCAGAACCACGUCUCAAUAGGAAAUAAGUCUGCCGUCGCCAUUAUCCCACCCAAAAAGGUGAUUCGAGCGUUGUACGACUAUGAAGCCCAGUCAUCGCAAGAGUUGAGCUUUUCCAAAGGCGAUUUUUUCCACGUUAUUGGGCGCGAGAACGACCAAGACUGGUAUGAGGCAUGCAAUCCUGCCCUGCCUGAUGCCCGAGGCCUUGUCCCGGUCGCCUUCUUCCAAGCCUUGGGCCGUACCGAGCGAGACAGCGCCCAGUCAGACAAUGGCAGGCCGCCUACCGCAAAGAGUCCCGACCAUGACUCUGGUUACAGCGAGAAUGCCCCGCAUCCCAUCACUGCUGCCGCACCAAUCACCCACCGUAGUACCAAGUCUACCGAUAUUGACAACAAAAUCUUCGCCACUGUCAUGUAUGAUUUCGAGGCCCAGCGGCCAGACGAGUUGGGCGCUACCAAGAAUGAGCAAAUCAUCAUCAUUGCCCAGUCCACCCCGGAGUGGUUUGUUGCCAAACCCAUUGCAAGAUUGGGCGGUCCUGGCUUGAUACCCGUCUCAUUUGUCGAGAUCCGCUAUGUCAGGACAAAAGAGGUCGUCCCAAACGCAGUGGAAGCCGUCAAGAGGGCUGGAGUUCCGAGCGUGGAGGAGUGGAAGCGGAUGGCCGCAAAUUAUAAGAACAGCAGCAUCACUCUGGGUAAGUUUGAGGCUGGCGCAGGCGCAGGCGUUCAGCAGGCUGUUGAGCAGGGUAUGGAGCGCUUGAGCCUCCAAGCAGGGAGACCGAGUACGCAAAACGGAUCACAGCACCAUGCUGCGCAACAGAGUGCCUCUCAGCCCCAACAAUACGCUCCCGACCAUGAACAAUUUGAACUUCCCGCGCCGACCAAAGCCUGGAUCCCUCGAUACUGCUUUGCCGAAGACAAAUAUUGGUUUGUUAUCGUGGCUGUUCUUCAAGAUGGCAGGUACUGGGAGCUCUCGCGAUACUACGAAGAUUUUUACGACUUCCAGAUUGCCCUUCUCACACAAUUUCCCGCAGAGGCUGGUAAUGGCGGUUCAAAGAGAACCCUGCCAUAUAUGCCAGGCCCUGUCAGUUAUGUCACCGAUGCAAUCACUGAGGGACGACUACACAAUCUCGAUGCCUACGUCAAAAAUCUUCUCGGGCAGCCGCAAUACAUUUCGCAUUGCAACCUAGUGAAGCGGUUCUUUGCUCCCCGUGAGGGAGAUUAUGAGGUUGACGCAACAUAUGUCGAAGAGGAAUUGCGACUUUCAGAGGGCUCACAACAGCCCCCCGAAUCUCCUGGAAACGGCGGUCCUCGAACCAACCUGAAUGAAAAUAGCUAUCCAGGACCCUCCGCUGCUUCUCGACAAUUGAGUAACUCGCAACAGGGUACGGGCCCUCAGCCACAAGGUCAACAAAAGCCACCUUCCGUGAUGAAAGUCAAGAUGUAUUACCAGGGCGAAUAUAAGAAUCUCCUCGUACCACCCGAAGUUGACUACCAACAGCUGUGUGGCCGGGUACGGGAUCGAUUCAACCUCAGCGCGGAUAAUCAAUUGCAACUAUUCUAUAAAGACGACUCAUCGGGGAAAAAGCUCAGUUUAACGAACAACAAUGAUCUCGACUUCGCGCUUCAGCGGCGCGAGAAGCUCGUCCUCUUUGUCGAAGUUCUAUGA
Molecule: messenger RNA, 1713 nt
Organism: Metarhizium album ARSEF 1941
Lineage: Eukaryota; Fungi; Ascomycota; Sordariomycetes; Hypocreales; Clavicipitaceae
Product: MAP kinase activator
Exons: 3
Coding region: 1-1713 (570 amino acids)
Molecular function (GO): protein binding; phosphatidylinositol binding
Source: RefSeq, a predicted model, not a curated record